Messenger RNA from Parnassius mnemosyne (clouded apollo), 4194 nucleotides. The record is from the annotation of a GenBank genome assembly. NCBI's taxonomy places the organism in Eukaryota, Metazoa, Arthropoda, Insecta, Lepidoptera, Papilionidae.
AUGUACCAUAAACAAAAAUUCAAGUUGGCGAAGGCACGUAGGGGUAUGAUCAAGGAGAAGGAGAAGGGCGGGGGCGCCCGCAUCAAAGACGAACCCAACGAUCCUGCUGAACCAGGUCAUGGUUCCCGUCCGCCAUCCGCGUCGCUACCGACGCCGGCGGCACUGAAGAAGGAACCCGAAGAUCCGGCGCACAGAGUCAAGUUGGAACCUCACACACAGGCAUCGGACGACGCUAACGCCGAACUUGGCGUUGACGGCAUCAAGACUGAGAUCGACGGCCUCAUGGAUAGUGACGGCGACCCCACAAAAUCACCAUCUUGCGAGAUGGGUGGCCCUGGGUCCUUGAAGUCGGAGCGCCUGUCAUCCGACUCCAACGAUAUUUUGGACCCACAAACCGGCCUACGAGGUUCUACUGGGAACCUGCAGGAUGGAAACCAGAACUGCCGCAAUCCGAGUAACGAAGGAAUGGGUUCGUGCAGACUCGGCGGUGGAAAUAUGGGCGGCGUUUCCAUGGGCCCGAUGUCCAGCGAGGCACAAACACUGCCAGCAAACGUCAUCAGCAAGCAGGCCGGCAGCAUGGAGCAGCAGAGCCAGAUCUUCGUAUUUUCAACGCUGCUGGCAAACAAGAGCGCGGAGGCCGUUAUAUCGGGACAGCACCAUUCGAUUAUCGCCUACCACUGUGCUCAGCCGAAUACUAAGAAGUACCUUGAGAAACAUCCGCUCAAAAUCGGUCAAUUUAACAAGCAAAGUCCUGCUCAAUGGCUCAACAACCUCGCUAUGGCUAAAAACCGCAGCGGAAUGCGAGGCGGGCCCAACAUGAUGGGCGGUCCCAACCAAAUGGGCCACAUGAUGGGCGGACCCAUGGGACCAAACAUGGGUCCUAUGGGUCAUGCUGGUAUGGGGCAUAUGGGACCAAACAUGAUGGGUCCUAAUCGCAUGGUGGGACCUGGAAACCAAAUGAUGAUGAUGAAAGGCGGCCCGGGCCAAAUGGGACAAAUGGGUCCUGGGAUGGGUCCGAUGGAUGGGUUUCCAGGGAGCACCCCGUCCUGUGGUGUCAUGGACGGCCUCGGUGCUGAUGGUGAAAUGCCAUGGGACACCAAAAACUCCUCGGUAAUGUCGAACGGCAUGUCUAACGGGCCGCCGCUGUCGAUGCCUCCGUGUUCGGAGGCCGGCGAGUCGGCGCCGCCCGCGGACUCCAGCGACUCGCCCUGCCAGCCCGGCCCCAAAGCAGGUGUAAAAAUACCGGAUGAGAACCUUACACCGCAGCAGCGCGCGCACCGCGAAGAACAACUCGCUACAAUUCGCAAGAUGCAGCAAAUGCUGUUUCCGGAAAGCGGCAGUAAUUCGGGACCAGGACCGGGCGAAGGCUCGCAACAAUCCAACGAACACAAUCCCCCGAAUUCAACCGCAAACAUAAACAUGCCAUUCCCACCCAUGUCUGGCAUGGGCCCAAACGGACCCAUGGUUUCGGGACCGAACGGACCUAUGGUUUCAAUGUCCAAUAGCAUGAACUCUGGUCCCAGUUGUACGAUGUCCGGACCUAUGGGUCCAAAUGGCCCGAUGGGUCCAGGAUCAAUGGGACCUGGAGGCCCUAUGGGUCCGAAUGGCCCUAUGGGUGGACCAAUGGGCGGAAUGGGUGGGCCGGGUGGAAUGGGUAUGGGUGGACACGGAUCUAUGGGACCUAAUGGGAUGAUGGGACCAAAUGGCCCUAUGAUGUCAGGGAUGGGUCCCAAUGGUCCUAUGGGUCCCAUGGGCCCAUGCGGGAUGAAAGGCAUUAGAGGAGCUUGCGGUGGUCCUGAUAUGAAAUCGGGGAUGUGUACAGAUAUGCAUAUGGGUAGGGGAUGUGGUGGUCCUAUGGGGCGCAUGCCAAAUCCGAUGGGCGGUAUGGGUGGACCUAAGCCGUGUAUGAUGGGUGGACCGCAUAUGGGACCUCGUAUGAUGCCUGGACCUAACUUAAAUGCAAUGAAUGGGGGUAUAAUGAUGGACGGCAAUAUGAUGAGCAGCAUGGUGCAUGGUGAUUGCGGGCCCGAGCACCAUGGCAUGCCCGUCAACGGACCCAUGUGCGAUGAAUACGGCCGCGGACGCAAUAUGGGUCCUGGCGACCCGGGCGGGCUGGGCCCUGGCCACAAAGGGGGCCUUCGAAGCCCUAAGAGUCCAUCGGCUGGUGCAGACAUCGACUGGCAGAAGCUACAUCAUCAAUUCUUCGACGACCCUAAGUCCAUGGAUACUGACCUCAGUACACAAGUAAAAUCACCCUGUUCAGAAAGAGGAGGAUGUCUACCGCCACCACCCUAUGGUGCAUCUCCAUUACAUCGCUCCGCGUCUGUGCCUAUAGCCACUGCGUCGCCAUCACAUGGUUCGGUGCAAAUGCCAAUGUCGGCGGAAACAUCCCGGGCCAGCUCCGGACUAAACAGCCCUGCGCACUGCAAGCCCGGCCAUAAACAGGAAGCGCCAGAAAUACUCGAAAAACUAGACGAUGGUGUGUUUGUCCGAACCCUACAAUGUUUGGCAGCGCAACAGCAGAAGAACCAACAGAAUACACACGGAAAGGAACCCAGUUUGAUGCCCGUGCCAUCUCCGCAACAAAUAUCAUAUCUCAACCAAUUCGAAGGCCAAGAGUUAACAAUACAGAAGCAACCAAACACGUCACUGAAAGACAAUGGACCACCUUCUAACAGCGGUAGUCAGACCCCUCAGUCGAACUCUAAUCAGAAAUCACCAGCCGGCAUGAUGCCGGGAACGCCUGAGCCCCACUCGUCUCUGUCGGAGCAACGUACGGGCCGUUUUUCAUUGGAACAGAGUCCAGGAUUCAAUAAUCCACAGACGCCUACUUCGGCUGCAAAUACUAAAUGUGGACAAGAUGAGAAAUCACGUCCCAGCCCAUCGUCCAACCGGUCGAGUCAAGAAAACGCGUCCAAAACGCCCCAAAGGGAGUCAUCUAGUUUAAACCAGGGCCCGUAUGCCCCCGCAUCUUCUGCAUCCUCCUGCGCCGGCAGCGUCAAGAGCAGCUGUAGUAUAGCAUCAAGUACAGCUCCCACAUCAGCAAGCGGCAAUAUGGACGACAGUCUAGCAGGCAAUAAUGAGACCACAUUAUCAGGAGGUCCGAAUAGCACGAGUUUACCCAGUCCAUUUCCUGGUCCAUGCAGCAUGAACAGGCCGGACAACAUCCCUAUCAACCCCAACCAAGGCCCAAAUGGCCCCAUGGGUACCUCUACAUCUUCCUUUGACCCCAUAUCGUCGCUCGCUCAGAUGUCACAACAACUGACGAACACAGUUGGAGGUGGAGGCCCAGGUCCAACUGGACCCAUGGGGCCUAAUGGCAGCGGAAUGGGACCUUUUGGUUCAGGACCACAUCACAUGCAGCAUCAUCACUCGAUGCAUCCACAUGGGCAUCCCCAUAUGAUGAUGAACGAUUUAGGUUGCCAUAUGGAUAACAUGGGAGGUCCGGGUAUGGGUGGACCUAUGGAAGGGAUGAUGGGUGGCAGUGAUUUUUCUCCAGAAAUGAAUUUAAGUCCAAAAAUGGGCGGAGGUCCUAUGGGUGGACCAAUGGGACCCAUGGGUCCCGAUGCCUCUAUGCUCGGACCGAGGAUGGGUGGAGCGGGGAAAAUGCCUCCAUUCAAUGGAGCUAACGUGCAAGUCAAAGCGAGCGCACCGAACACGAUACAGUACCUACCGACAAGGCCCCAGAUGCAAUGCAAUACGGGCCCAAGAGGCCCACCGAGCUUAGACUUUCUACAACGGGUGACAAACCCUAUGCAAAUGGACAGCAGUAAAGGCGUGCAAUAUUUCCCCGGAGCGAGAGGAAUGGACAUGGAAGGUGGGAUGCGAGGGGUGAUGAGACCACCCGGCGGUAUGCUGAGAAUGCCGCACUACCCUGCCGGGUUCAACUCACCGCCGAAAAUGGCUGGCGAUCCUUUCGGCGGAGCUGGGCCUAAUCCUAUGUGCGGACCGAACUUCAGGGGAGUUAAGGGGGGUAUGGGUCCGGGCAACGUUCGUAUGGGGUCUGCGCAACCCCUGCCCCCUUCAAUGGGGGGCCCUACGGCGGGCUUCAAGGGGCAAGGCUUCGCGGUCCCCUCCACAGCAGACCCCAAUUACGCGGCACAGUUUCACAACUUCCAACAGCAAUUGUAUGCGACCGGAAGCCGUGCAGCCCAGCCGCAUCAAGGCUAUCCCCCCUACCAACCGUCCAAGUGA